UAUAACUUUAGAGAAUUAAUACCGAUAUGCAUGUAUUUAUUGAAUUAAUUAUAAACAGCACUUUACUAUGGAUAUUUCUACAAACAACAUUAAAUGUGUUAGUUACCAUUCUGUACGAGCAUUGCAUUCCUUGGAUUGUUUGGGGGUCAUUAAUUGUCAUAAUAGCAUUGAAAUUAGUACGAAUAUCGCCUCCACCUGCUAACACUGUGCAGGAAGUGCUUGGUGUAAAUCCUCUCUUCUUAGGAAAAGAUAAUUCUAUACCUGAAAAUCGUGGUAAUGGAGAACAGUACUGCAUGAGAGUAGUAGCUCAUCGUGGUGGAGGAUAUGAUUAUCCUGAGAACAGUUUGUUGGCUAUUCGAAAUAGCAAAGGAAAAGGCUGUACUGCUGUAGAACUGGAUUUAAGGCUAACAAAAGAUAACAUUCCAAUAAUAUUUCAUGAUUCAACAAUUGAGAGACUUACAGGUCAAAUAGGAACAAUUAAUGAGAUGACAUGGGAAGAAUUAAAGAAGUUUGAUAUAUCUUAUAAUCAUCCACUUAGGAACAAAUUCUCUAAUAGUGAGAGUAUUGCGCUCUUUCAUGAUGCAUUACAAGAAUGCCUGAACAAUGAACAAAGAGUAAUCAUAGAUAUAAAAGAAACAAGGAUAGAUGUUGUACAAGUUGUUCUCGAUGCAUAUGAGAAAUAUCCAAAAUUGUUUCAAAGAUGCAUUGUGUCAAGUUUUAAUCCAAUUAUAGUAUAUAUGAUUAGAAAGAAAGAGCCACGUAUUGUUUCAAGUCUUGCUUGGAGACCAUAUUUUUUCUCAAAAACAUAUUAUGCAGGCCUGGAAGGAAUGAGCCCUGUACAAUUUCACAAUCCUUUUAAACAUUUGGCAGCUCAUAUCUUGGAAAUUUUGUAUGAGUGGCUUCUUCCACGUUUUGUUUACCAUAUUGUAGGUAUUUCUGCCAUAUUGUUGCACAAGGACACAAUAAAUCCACGUGUAAUAGAACAAUGGUGCGACCGCAAUGUACGUGUAAUGGCAUGGACAGUAAAUCGACCAUCCGAGAAAAUACACUUUUCAAAGCUUCUCAAAGUCACGUAUCUAACUGAUACGCUACAUCUAGAGAAGGAUAUGUAAUAUAAUAUCCUAUGUAAUAUAAUAUCUAGAUGUUUUUCUUCAGUAUUACACUUCACAAAGACUUAUAUACUGGCAUUAUAUAUAUAUAUAUAUAUACAGGGUGUCCCGUAAUUGCAGUCUCACCGCUUGUAGGCAGGUAGAA
This is a messenger RNA of Pseudomyrmex gracilis, 1254 nucleotides long. RefSeq names its product glycerophosphodiester phosphodiesterase 1. Gene Ontology annotation, molecular function: phosphoric diester hydrolase activity. The transcript has 5 exons. Bases 27 to 1112 code for a protein of 361 amino acids. The record is from RefSeq and is a predicted model, not a curated record. Lineage: Eukaryota; Metazoa; Arthropoda; Insecta; Hymenoptera; Formicidae. Gene Ontology annotation, biological process: lipid metabolic process.